GUGGUAUGACGGCUAUGGAUGCAUGGGGAUGCACCACGUGUGCUGGCGCUGCGACGGCGUAAGUUUAACUCUUUUCUCUCAUACGAAGAAACACGUUCGUGCCGCAGGAAGUUUAGCUCGGAUGUCUGCUGCUUUUUGCGCAAAAGUCAAUCCUCCUUACCCAACUCUCAUCAGUCAUUCGAUGCCGAGUUCUAGUUGUUCAUGCUUUGUCACAAGAUCAAUUACCUGGAUCUUGUUCAUGCAGUCAAGUCGGAAUGGAAACCGAUAGCCGCUUUGGGAACCCAAGCUAGUCCGCAAAGAACGAUUGUCCCGGCUACGACUUCUUAUAUGACCGCGAUUCGAGGAUGGCCUCGAUCACCUGAGGCUGGAGGCUGUAGGGCACGACUCAGCGAGGCCCGCUUGUACGGCUGGCUUGCCGCUGGAACAUUGCUUGAAAGGCGUGAUGCGAUAUCUGAGAACGCCAAUUUGACCAUCCUCGUACGCGGAAUCCGCAUGCCCAUGGGUAGGCUUCAAUGUGGAGACAUUGUCGGAGGGGGCAUCAUGGAGCGGCGUCAUCAGACGAAGGCGCUCUUUCGUCCGCCGAGUUUGCGCAGAUGCAACACCGAACAGAACACAAUUGCUGGAUUGGGACGAGGAGAGAUGGUGAAAGGUGAUGUUCGUUUCACAGCAGCAUUACGAACGCUCUCCAUAUCUUCCCGGCGAUGCAUCGUAACCAUCUAGAACACCAGCGCCGCACCCUUCGUCUUCUUGUCACCACUGCGAUACUAGUUAGCAGGCAUGGUCCAUCAUUGCCACACUGACACAAACAUACCCCAACUCGAAGUGCUUGCAUCGCUUCAAUGCCAAUUGUGCCUUGGUCUUACAUUGUGUGCAUUCUAACCGCAGCACCACCUUCUUCGU
Neohortaea acidophila is the source of this 900-nucleotide messenger RNA. RefSeq lists its product as uncharacterized. The record is from RefSeq and is a predicted model, not a curated record. NCBI's taxonomy places the organism in Eukaryota, Fungi, Ascomycota, Dothideomycetes, Mycosphaerellales, Teratosphaeriaceae. The transcript has a single exon. The coding region runs from base 202 to 720 and encodes 172 amino acids.